Molecule: messenger RNA, 3187 nt
Organism: Trichophyton rubrum CBS 118892
Lineage: Eukaryota; Fungi; Ascomycota; Eurotiomycetes; Onygenales; Arthrodermataceae
Exons: 1
Coding region: 1261-2301 (346 amino acids)
Biological process (GO): fatty acid biosynthetic process; secondary metabolite biosynthetic process
Molecular function (GO): fatty acid synthase activity
Source: RefSeq, a predicted model, not a curated record
AGGGGGACAAGUGCAGGGUAUCAGCAGGGAUCAUAUUUUGAAGUUUUUGAGAAGAAAAAGCUGCUUCUAUGACACAGAUAACUAGCUUUCAUUUCUCACAAACAUCAGCAACGAAUCACAGUCAUGACUAUAAACAACAAUUGCAACAAUGAUGGCCAGGACGUGACAAUGGAGUCGAAACUGAAUGGAGCCAGUAUGAACGGGCGUUCAACUAACGGUGUGCAUACGAAAGGCUCAUUACCCGACACCAACAGCGUAAAUGGUGUUUCUGCUGAGGCGGUCCAUUGAAAUGGCCAAAUGCUCAUCGCAAUUUGUGGAAUGGCAUGUCGUCAACCUGGUGGCCUAACGACACCUGAAGAACUUUGGAAUUUCCUCCUGGCAAAGAAAGAUGGUCGAUGCCGUGUCCCGGAGUCAAGAUAUAACAUCAACUCAUACUAUUCGGAUGCUAGACAACCGGGAACUGUCUCAACAGAGUACGGAUACUUUCUAGAUGAAAGUAUCGAUAUCGGCGCUCUGGAUGUCCUUCUUCACCAUGACGCGCACAGAGGCAGAGCGAGCCGAUCCUCAGCAACGACUGAUGUUAGAAGUCGCAAGAGAAGCAUUCGAGGAUGCAGGUGUGACAAACUGGAGAGGUAGGACUAUUGGUACUUAUAUUGGCAAUUUUGGAGAGGACUGGCUGAAGAUGCUUGGAAGGAGACUCAGUCAUGGGGGAUACAUCGUAUAUCUGGCCCAGGAGACUUUGUUGUGGCCAACCGCUUAUCCUAUGAGUUCAAUUUACAAGGACCUAGGUAUAUCCCUGAGUUAUAUUGACAUUGAAACGUUUCCAGACUGACACUCUCAAAUAGCAUGACGAUUCGCACGGCUUGUUCUUCCGCGUUAGUGGCCUUGAAUGAAGCCUGCGCUGUUAUUAGCAGAGGUGACUGUGAAUCCGCGCUAGUAGGGGGUAUAAAUCUCAUUCUUGCACCGGGGACGUCAAUGGCGAUGCAGGAAUAGGGGGUCCUCUCUACGGACGGUUCAUGCAAAACUUUUUCUGCUGAUGCCAACGGGUACGCCCGUGGAGAAGCGGUUACAGCGGUUUUCGUCAAACCAUUAGCGGAUGGCCUUAGAGAUGGCAACCCAAUUCGGGCUGUCGUGAGAGCCACAUCCCAUAACGCGGAUGGGAAGACUCCAACGCUAUCACAGCCUAGCACUGAUGCACAAGAAGCCCUAAUAAGGAGAGCAUAUGAGCUGGGGGGUAUCAAUAACUACGCGGAAACUGCCAUGGUCGAAUGCCAUGGAACGGGAACGCCCACUGGGGACCUUAUUGAAGCGAAAGCGGUCGCCAGAGUUUUUGGGGACAAAGGCGUCCACAUAGGAUCAGUCAAGCCAAAUCUCGGACACACUGAAGCGGCACCUGGCUUGGUAUCACUCCUGAAGAUGGUGAAAGCACUUGAACACCGUAUAAUCCCUCUAAAUAUCAAAUUUCACAAUCCCAAUCCAAGCAUUCCGUUUGUGAAUUGCAAGCUCACAGUGCCCACGAAACCAACUCCGUGGCCAGAAGACAGACUCGAACGGGUCAGUGUCAAUUCAUUCAGGAUCGGUGGUGCAGAUGCCCAUGUUAUUCUAGAAUCUGCCGCUACUUACAAUAUCCGGACUCCAGUUUACGAAACUCUGGAGACACCCCAGCUUCUACUAUUCACAGCAAAUUCGCCAAAGUCAAUCACACAGCUAAUUGACAAUUACAAAGCAUGGAUUGAGGAGAAUCAGGACAAAGUGAGUGAUUUGGCCUACACUUUGGCGAGAAGGGAACACUUGCCGUACAGGGCAUUUGCAAUUGUCAGUAAUGGUGUCGUUGAAAGUGUUUCGCAGCCUACAAAAUCAAAGUCAGUGAAACCCCCGAGUGUCGUGAAGGUUUUUAUUGGUCAAUGUGCCCAAUGGCCCCAGAUGGGACGAGAAUUGCUUCGAUCGAAUGAAGUCUUCAAGUCUAGCAUCAGAACUCUUGAUAAGCACCUACAGACCAUUGAUGCUGAGCAACCUCAGUACACAAUCGAAGAAGAGCUCAAGAGACCAGGCAAAAGGAGCCGACUAUCUUUGGCCGAAAUUUUCCAACCACUUUGCACUGCUAUCCAGAUUGCACUGGUAGAUACUCUCAGAUCAGUAGGGGUUGUCCUAGAUGCAGUCGUGGGCCAUUCUAGUGGUGAAAUUGCUGCAACAUACGCCUCCGGGGCUCUUACAGCUAAAGAGGCUAUCACCACUGCGCACCAUCGUGGGGCUUUACGGGCAGGCAGAAGCGACCAGGAACGAUGGCAGCCAUUGGAAUGAGUUGGGGAGAGACUGAAAAGUAUCUCGUCCCAAAUGUAACGAUCGCCUGUGAUAACUCUCCCAAGAGCGUUACGAUUUCAGGAGACAUCGAUGCUGUAAAAUCUGUUAUUGCUACUAUCAAGGAGAAACAGCCGCAGACACUGGCUAGGCUGCUCCAAGUUGAUAAAGCCUACCAUUCAUACUAUAUGAAAGAGAUUGGGGAGCAUUACCAGAUUUUAAUCGAUGAGGAAGUGGUUGGCAGGGCCCCGUCAGCGCACUUCUUCUCUAGCUUCGACUUCGCAUCAACAGGCAGUGGGAAACAUUGUUAAUGGAAGGCAAGGAGAUGAGGUCAACUACCACAUCCACCCUACUGUGCUUGACGGGACCCUCCAGAUUCUUGGAGCUGCGGCGGUCAAUGGAUAUGCACGCAAAACUAAGGCCUGGCUCCCAACCAGCAUCGAUAAAAUUAGUGUCAACAGGUGCAUUUCGGACGUAGUCACUAGCGUUUCAGCUAAGCUAUCCAGUAAUUUCUCGGUCAUUGGGGAUGGUCGUUGCACAUCUGGUGGCAUGACGGUCGUGGAAUCCAUCGGCAUUCGAAUGUCACUCGCAGAUAGCGCCGGUGCACCCGAGCUUCCAGACGCACACGCAGCAUCGAGGUGUGAAUGGAGGCCUGACAUCGAUUUCUUGCAUAUGAAUGAGCUCAUACACGCACCUGCCGGCCGUACAGACCACCUACGCCUACUGGAAGAGCUUGGGGACAUAUGCUUGCUAUUGUCCCAACGGAGCUUUUCCGAAUCUCCAAGAAGCCCUAUGCUUCCCCAUUUGUCAAAAUACGUGGCUUGGGUCCGGGCUCAAUCCACCUCAAUAGUUACCAGGUUACCCUGGACUUGGACAGGCCUUGACAAUG